Aspergillus affinis is the source of this 783-nucleotide messenger RNA. RefSeq names its product putative pre-RNA splicing factor Srp2. Gene Ontology annotation, molecular function: mRNA binding. The transcript is spliced from 6 exons. Gene Ontology annotation, cellular component: ribonucleoprotein complex; nucleus; cytoplasm. Lineage: Eukaryota; Fungi; Ascomycota; Eurotiomycetes; Eurotiales; Aspergillaceae. Bases 1 to 783 code for a protein of 260 amino acids. The record is from RefSeq and is a predicted model, not a curated record.
AUGAAUGGCUUCGGUUUCAUCGAAUACGAAGAUGCGAUGGAUGCUCGCGAUGUUGUUCCGGCGUUCCAUGGUAGUGACUUUAAAGGUGAACGGCUCACGGUGCAAUUUGCACGUGGUCCGCGCCGUAAGGAGAACUUCCCUGGCCCAACGGACCGCCCGAGCAUGCCUCGCCCCCGGCGCACGAUCUUUCGCAUGAUGGUUUCUGGACUCCCGGAAACAAGUUGGCAGGAUCUCAAAGACUUUGCGCGUCAAUCUGGUCUUGACGUUGUAUAUUCGGAAACUGGCCGUGAACUGGGUAGAGGGUUUGUUGAAUUUGAAACUGCGAAUGAUCUCAAGACUGCUAUCGACAAACUCGAUGGACGUGACUUCAAGGGCUCGAGAGUGAGCUGCGUCGCAGAUAUCCAGUCCUUUGAUGAUCGUACUUUCCGCGAUCCCUACCGGUCUCGAUCUCCUCGUCGGAGCUACCCCCCUGUGGAUGAAUACGACCGGAGAUUCCCGGCCCCUCCUCGUGGUUACAGCCCCCGUGCUCAUUACCGUGAACGUUCUCCCAUUCCGAUGCGUCGGGAUUACUAUGAUCGGGAUGGCUACGGUCGUCGCACUCCCCCUCGCCCUCGGAUUGAAGACUAUCCUGCUCCGCGUCGCCCUUAUGACGAUCCUUAUGAUGUGCGGCCGCCACCUCCGCCUCGCUACGAGGAUCCGUACAUCCCGCCUAGGCCUUAUGGACGCCCUCGGAGCCCUCCACGGGGUGAAUACGUUCCGUACGACCGUCGUGGGUACUGGUAA